AUGACACUCGAAAGCGACGCAGUAGCAGGGGCUACAAUUGAACUCCUCGAGGCACGCCUGCGCCGCCUCACUUACCUCCUCACCGGCGCCACAGACUGGACAGGCGUCCCAACCGCGCCCGAGAAGCCGGCCUCUCUCGACGAGACAGUCUCCCGCAAGCUCGCGCGUCUAGAAAGGGAACUUGAGAAGCUGAGCCGGAGUGUUCCAGCUGUGCGAGAUGUUCUUCAAUUACACGACCAAAACCCAGACCUCUUCCAAACAACCCCCCCAACCGAAAUCCCCCAAGGCCUAACAACCCAAACCCUCUCCUCAAUAGUCCUCUCCUACGCAACAGCUUUCCCAGAAACCGCCUCCCGCCUCACAUCCCUAAACGACCUGCCAGUCCCAGACGCAGCAAGCUCCACCGCCCUAAUCGAGCUGCAACCGCAGCUGGACCGGCUUGCGUGCACGCAGGCUGAACAGGCUGCUACGAUCUCUGAGCUGAGGGUCAGGAGUGCGCGGGUCCUGCAGCGCUGGUAUGAUGUUGGUCUUGUUGGGAGUGGAGAAUGUUGGGCUGAGUGGGAGGGGAGACUCGAAGAUGUUGAGAGGGAGGUUAGGCGUGGGGAGGUUUUGAGGGAGAGGAGGGAGGGGGAGGUUUAG
Penicillium antarcticum is the source of this 639-nucleotide messenger RNA. Its product is annotated as putative nuclear distribution protein RO10. The record is from RefSeq and is a predicted model, not a curated record. Lineage: Eukaryota; Fungi; Ascomycota; Eurotiomycetes; Eurotiales; Aspergillaceae. Bases 1 to 639 code for a protein of 212 amino acids. The transcript has 2 exons. Gene Ontology annotation, biological process: cytoskeleton-dependent cytokinesis. Gene Ontology annotation, cellular component: dynactin complex.